UUUUUAUAGAGAUGAAUGCGAAAAAGAGGAAGAACAGUGAGGAAGAAUUAGAUGCAAUCAACAACUUACCAGAGCAUGUACUUUGUCACAUCUUGUCUUUCCUUUCGACAAAAGACGCAGCUUUAACAUCUGUUCUGUCCAAGAGAUGGCGGGAUUUGUUUACAUUGAUACCUAGUCUUGAUUUUGAUGACUCCACCUUUAUGCCUUGUGUAAGUCCCGAAGAAUGCCCAAGGACUACUUUCAGAGAGUUUGUGAACAGAGUUCUUGCUCUUCAAUCCAAUUCCCCCAUUACCAAAUUCUCUCUUAUAUGCCAUAAUGGUGUUGACCAAGAUCUUGCUGAGACGUGGAUACUCAAAGCUCUGAGACGUGGAGCAACAGAUCUUACCUUAGUAGUGCUCUUCCCUUCACGAAUAUAUUCACUGCCUUCUAGUAUCUUCUUCUAUUGCCAUAACUUGAUUAAGCUCAAACUAGGAUGUGGGAGACUCGGUAUCAUCCACCACAGUCUAUUUUGGGGAGACAUUAUCUUUACCAAUCUUAGAACUCUGCAUCUUGAUUCUAUUGACCUCGGUCAAAGAGAUAGGAGUUUUGCUCGGCUUCUAUCUAAAUGCCCUAUGCUUGAGGAGUUGAUCGUAAAUUGUAUAAAAUGGCACCGUUGGCGCUCUGCAUCAGUGUGUUCUCUUACCCUCAAGAGACUAACUAUUGAUGGUGAACAUUACCUCCCACCCAUGGAUAGUCACAUAUUCAAGUUCCGUCGAGAGAAGAUGGCAUCUGGAAAGUUCUACUCUAAUAAGCCUCUGGCCGUAGACUCCGACUUCGGUACUGCGAGUCCUAGCAAUGUUUCGUUUGAUACUCCAAACCUCCUCUACUUAAACUACUCAGAUUUUGUUGCGGGGAACUAUCCGCUUGUCAAAUUGGAUUCCCUUGUUGAAGCUAGGCUCGAUGUUGGAUCGAAUACAAGUCAGAUGCAUGCAAGAGAUUCAGAGGAAUAUGAAGUUCCUUGGGAUGCCACCAAUCUUAUCAUGGGGAUACAUAAUGUUCAAACCCUUCACUUAACUUCUGCUACAAUUGAGGUUUUAUUUCUUUCUUCUUUCUUAUUUUAUGGUUACUUGUUACUUACCAGCCUUUUGAUGAUCCAACAAGUUUUACUGAUGUGUUUUCAGGUGAUUGAAGACUUUUGUAAGACGGUACCGGUAUUCCACAACCUGAAUCAUUUAUCUAUUGAAAGUGACGAUGAACGAGGAUGGCAAGCAUUGCCUCUCUUGCUCAUCAACUGCCCCAAUCUACAAACUCUCGUCUUCCAUGGUCUCCACCACCGUGUCACGGAUGGAUGUGGAGAUGCUUGUGACUGCAUCUCUCCUCCUUCUCCUCCUUCUUCUUCUUGUUUAUCAUCAUGUCCUGUGAAGAUCCUGAAGAUAUUGGACUUUGGUGCAACCUGUGGAGAGAUGUCAUUAGUCGAACAUUUCCUCAAGAAGUUGCCUCGGCUUGAACAAGUGAUCAUUGUAUUACACUGUGAUUCCUUCAUAGAGGAGGAUUGUGGUCCUUCUGAAGUCUCCGAGGCACUGGAGAUGGCCCCGAGAGCUUCGCCAAACUGCAAGCUGACGGUUGUUAAUCAUUAGUUCCUAUGAAUCUCUCGGUAGCUAAUAAUACGUUGUUGUUUCUUUUUAAAUUCAUUGGAUCAUCUCAUUCAGUCUGAUAAUGUUACAUGCAUGUUUAAAUCUUUCGAUGUAGACAGCAGAUCAUAUCCAUUCUUUCCCUCAAGCCCUAGCCCUCCUUCAAACCCUAGUGAACCCUUAUAUUCGUACCUCAGUUACUUAAUCAACAAGGAAAAUGAUAUGUUAGACGAGGAAACUCUGACAGAUGGUACAACAAAGAAAACCGAUUCAGGUUUUAUUUACUUAAGCAACAAGGGAAAUCAGAGUAUGCUCUUUCACGUUUCGCUUGUCAGGUUUGUUGGAUUAUUAGUACUAGGGAUCAUUGUCAUCUGCAAGUAUUUUGCUCCAAAAUGUUCUGUACGUUCAAUAGUAUGGCUCUGCAGGGUAUGACUUAAAUAGGAGAAUCAAAACAGAGCAUUCUUCGUCUUCUUCUUCUUC
This is a messenger RNA of Arabidopsis lyrata subsp. lyrata, 2090 nucleotides long. RefSeq names its product F-box/LRR-repeat protein At3g59210. NCBI's taxonomy places the organism in Eukaryota, Viridiplantae, Streptophyta, Magnoliopsida, Brassicales, Brassicaceae. The record is from RefSeq and is a predicted model, not a curated record. Bases 12 to 1616 code for a protein of 534 amino acids. Gene Ontology annotation, molecular function: protein binding. The transcript is spliced from 3 exons.